This is a messenger RNA of Phlebotomus argentipes, 1083 nucleotides long. Its product is annotated as circumsporozoite protein-like. The record is from RefSeq and is a predicted model, not a curated record. Bases 1 to 1083 code for a protein of 360 amino acids. Lineage: Eukaryota; Metazoa; Arthropoda; Insecta; Diptera; Psychodidae. The transcript has 2 exons.
AUGAAGUUUAUCGUGUGUCUUAUCGUCUUCUUGGCAGUUUGUUAUAACUGUCAAGGCAUAUCAAUAAAGUUGCCAGUACCACCGUGUGCGAAGGCUAUUCUUCCAUAUCCAUAUCCAUGCACAAAUGAAGAUGAGCCUAUUCCAGAUGGACAAGCUGAAGACCCUGCUCCAGAUCCACCAAUUGAAGAUCCUCCUCCAGAUCCACCAAUUGAAGAACCUGCUCCAGAUCCACCAACUGAAGAACCUGCUCCAGAUGCACAAAUUGAAGAUCCUGCUCCAGAUCCACCAACUGAAGAACCUGCUCCAGAUGCACAAAUUGAAGAUCCUGCUCCAGAUGCACAAGUUGAAGAAUCUGCUCCAGAUGCAGAAGCAGCUCAACCUACUAGACCUGCCCACGCAGGUCAGCCUGCUGCUCAAGCCGCAGAACCUCAGGGUAGUCGACCUGACCAUGCAGGUCAGCCUGCUGCUCAAGCCGCAGAAGCUGCUUAUGGCGGUCAGCCUGCCCAUGCAGGUCAGCCUGCUGCUCAAGCCGCAGAAGCUGCUUACGGCGGUCAACCUGCUCCAGACACAGAAGCUACAGAGUCAACUCCAGACACAGAAGCCGCAGAGCCUGCUCCAGAUGCAGAAACUGCAGAGCCUGCUCCAGAUGCAGAAACUGCAGAGCCUGCUCCAGACGCAGAAGCAGCUCAACCUACUAGACCUGCACAAGCUGGACAGCCUGCUGCUCAAGCCGCAGAACCUCAGGGUAGUCGACCUGACCAUGCAGGUCAGCCUGCUGCUCAAGCCGCAGAACCUGCUUACGGCAGUCAACCUGCUCCAGACACAGAAGCUACAGAGUCAACUCCAGACACAGAAACUGCAGAGCCUGCUCCAGACGCAGAAGCAGCUCAACCUACUAGACCUGCACAAGCUGGACAGCCUGCCGCUCAAGCCGCAGAAGCUGCUUAUGGCGGUCAGCCUGCCCAUGCAGGUCAGCCUGCUGCUCAAGCCGCAGAACCUCAGGGUAAAGGACCUGCACAAGCUGCAGAGUCCGAUACUCAGGCCGAAGAACCAGAACAAGAAGCUGAAGCUUGUUGUGUAUAA